This is a messenger RNA of Histoplasma mississippiense, 1371 nucleotides long. RefSeq lists its product with no specific name. The record is from RefSeq and is a predicted model, not a curated record. The transcript has 6 exons. Gene Ontology annotation, biological process: iron ion transport; intracellular iron ion homeostasis; copper ion import. Gene Ontology annotation, cellular component: plasma membrane. Bases 1 to 1371 code for a protein of 456 amino acids. Gene Ontology annotation, molecular function: ferric-chelate reductase activity. NCBI's taxonomy places the organism in Eukaryota, Fungi, Ascomycota, Eurotiomycetes, Onygenales, Ajellomycetaceae.
AUGUUCAAUGCGCCAACGUUCGCGAGCGCAUCCAUCCCGGGUGUAUUUUCAGGCGAGCGCAUCCAUCCCGGGUCUAUUUUCAGCCCUGUCACCCGAUCCAGGGCAGUUCUACAUGCCCUACACCUAGCUAGCACUUUCGCUUGUAAUGUUGUGGGCGUCAAUACCCUUCGUGAAGCUGGUUCAAGGGCUGGAUCCCUUGCUCUACUGCAUGUAACUCCGCUGUUCUUUGGUCAACAAUUCAGCCUAGCUGCUGAGCUCCUUGGAGUGUCUCUCAAAGCAUACCGCCUUCUUCAUAAAGCCUUCGGUAUUAUGGCUGUUGUACAGUCAACUCUGCACGUGAUAAUCUCUGGUUGGGAUAGAGUGUUUGAUCUUGGUGACCGCGCGUUUCGUUACGGUUUUGUGGCUGCUGUGGCACUCGCGGUACUUUUUGUGAUUGUGCAACCAUGGAUUCGCUCGUUGGCGUAUGAUCUUUACAUCCCUAGCCAUAUCCUUCUCAGUAUUGCUACUUUGAUCAUGGUGUGGCUCCAUUUAGGGCAGCCUAUCAAUUUUCGCGAGCUUCAUGCCAUUUGCAUGAUCCUUGCGGCGGGAUUAUUCUCCGGUACGACAGCUUUACAUAUAGUUCGCAUUGUCCUUCGCAAUAUGCCCUCGCCACUCGCUAUCGCAGAUGUAAUUAGGAAAGAUGGAGCCGUGGAGCUCACCUUUCGUCCCCCACGAGCUUGGAAGGUCCGCCCAGGGCAGCAUGUAUAUCUGCGUGUUCCGGCUGUGAGCUUCUGGUCCUUUACGCAAUCCCAUCCGUUCAACAUUAUCUGGAGUGAGGAUGGGCCAAAUGGCACUUCUGUCUCCGUAAUUGCUAAGGUGGAAAGUGGAUUCACACGAGCACUGGCCGGGGGCUCCCAUCGACGCCUUAGAGUCAUUGUGGAUGGGCCAUAUGAGAGUCUCGGGAUGGAUUUGUGGGAGGAUAUGUAUUCGUAUGAUGCGGUGGUAUUGUUCGCUACUGGAAUUGGAAUCACAGGCCAGCUUCUAUACGUCCGCGAACUGCUUCGACGCUUCAUAUCAGAGCAGAAGGCAAUGACUGAGCGGGGCGGUGGCGUCCGCAAACAUCGAAUCUCAGUGGUUUGGGAAGUAGAAGAGCAGUUGGGGAGAGAAAUCAUCCAGAAGGAUUCAGAAGCAUGUGGGGAAGGCAAACCCACAGACCGUUCUGGUAAGAGAGCUGCAAGAGUGGCCAACCAAGAUGCUUGUGACCGUGCUGCAGUCCGCGACGAGAUUCGCGAUAUCACCAUAUCUGAAAAAAGACUCCAUUUUCAAGAACUUGCGUUUCAGCCUUCUGAGGAUUCAGCUGGCUACUGGGCGCCUCAGAGGGCAUUAUUGUAG